Messenger RNA from Aspergillus neoniger CBS 115656, 1806 nucleotides. RefSeq names its product aspartic protease. Lineage: Eukaryota; Fungi; Ascomycota; Eurotiomycetes; Eurotiales; Aspergillaceae. The record is from RefSeq and is a predicted model, not a curated record. The coding region runs from base 1 to 1734 and encodes 577 amino acids. The transcript has 2 exons.
AUGCGACGACGACAGCAAAAGUGCUUUAUUGCCUUUUGGACCCUCUGCCUCGAAUAUGUUCUCUGCUCAGUGGCUUUGUAUCCGGGAGGUAGUUGGGAAAGUAAGAUCCUAUUAUCUUCCAUUUGCGACAACAAAACAUUCUCGUCCGUGUGUUAUGGGGAUAUAGCUGGCCUCUUUGACAGCGACAUAUCAGCCAGCCUGGAUAAUACCUCGAUAGAGAUGCCUCCAUAUGGGACAUGGGGUGAUGUGGAUUGGGGUUUCACGAACGCAGCGCCUGUUUACGCAAAAGCAAGACGAGCAACAGACUAUAUAACCAUCAGCGGCUCACCCGUACCCGAUGUCGAUAUGAUCAUAAUAUAUUCGGGGUGGCAGACUUACCCUGGUGGGCAAGCAUACCCACUGGAGGUGGGGAUCUUAUCCCUUGGAUGCCCAGCUAUUAAUCAGACAUUUGGAAAUGUGAUCAAGAUCAACACAACGUUUGUCACCAGCUAUUUCUAUGAGCAAGAGGGAUCGCUAAACAUACCAUCUUAUUCUUACGGUAUGCAUAUUGGCUCCGCAGCACUAGGAAUUCCUGGAUCGCUGCUUUUAGGGGGUUAUGAUCAGAAUAGAGUGAUGGGCGAGGUGUCCUCCCAGGCAUUUUCAAGUGGAAGCUUCCCAAUUGAGCUGCUCGAUAUAAAUAUCGGAAUAGCAGAGGGUGGGUCUCCUUGGGCUUACACGAACAAAACAGGGCUAUUGGCACAGGGUAAUUCCUCCCUGGACUCUGGUCUCAGCGUCAUUGUGGACCCAGCAAACCCAUAUAUAUAUCUGCAUCAGAGCUCAUGCGAUGCGAUAGCCGCUGAGUUGCCUGUGACAUACCACCCUGAGUACGGCCUUUACUUUUGGAACACAUCUGACUCACAGUAUGAUACCAUUGCAACUUCGCCAGGUUACCUAGGUUUCCAAUUCAGCAAGGAUAACCUCAACAACAACUUCAUCACGAUUAAAGUUCCCUUCGCUCUUCUGAAUCUCACACUAGAGGCCCCGCUUGUGAAGACACCAACGCAAUAUUUCCCGUGCAUGGCUACCAAUAGCACUCCUGUUCUAGGACGUGCUUUCCUUCAGGCAGCUUUUAUAGGAGUCAAUUGGCUUGGUGGAAAGUGGUUUCUAGCUCAAGCACCAGGACCGGGAGGCUCCUUCAUUGUUGAUACCGUGUCAAUAGGUGACAAUGAUUCCACUAUUUCGGCAACAACAAACAGCUGGGAAGCCUCCUGGAAAAACACCUGGAAGGCAAUACCUGCAGGUUCUACCUCGAACGCAAAUACAACAAGUACAUCAAUGAGCGGUCCAUCUACUGACGGGAAUGGCUUCUCAGUGGCUGUCAAAAUUGGCAUAAUUGUCGGCAGUACUACUGGCGGGCUGUCGAUAAUUGCUAUUCUCUCUGGGAUCUACAUCCAUCACCGACGACAACAAAAGAAAGCAUCCAUUUCAGACGAGAGUCAUGCGACAGAACAAACAGAUCACGGAUCCUCAGCGCACCAGUUGAUGCCUGUGGAGGCACCCGAUAACAUAUGGAACCAAGUAAACGAGAUACACAGCCAAGAAAGACAUGAGAUGGGCUCGGAAAGAGGGCCCUUCUAUGAGCUAGGCCCGGAAAAGGGUGCUUUGGUUGAAUUAGAUCAAAGGUCCAAAUCUCAGGAAGGCCCUUUUGAGCUACCAGCACAAACAUCCGUCUCGUGGUCUUCUAAUGUUAUCUAAAAGCGCCUGAUUUCCGCAAUGUACAUAGCUGACUGUGUUUUUGCCACAGCUGAUAGAUUCGAAGCAGAUGAU